GUCGAAAAGUUUAACAAUCGCCAAAUAAUAUCUGACGUAGGAGGGGUGAUCCUUAGCGACGCUAUUUUGCUGGAAAGAACUGCCAGCACCAACAUCGAGAGCUGAAAAAGAAUCACCACCGCGAUACCCAGCAAGCAGUCCACGAAGACAGAUAAUUUGUCAAACAUCGCCCUGAAGUGCUUCCAAGUUACCUUUUUGUAGCUUCGCUAUCCGCUUCAUCGAUCCUGAUUGCUCUCCUCCAAGCCAAGACAGCCUGCAAAGAAGCGAUACCAGCAAAGCUCGUCUUCAUCAUGCCAUUACUUUAAAAAUUCGCCGCACGGAUUUUACACAGCAAGAUGGAACGCACGAGGAUCGCAAAGGUGGACAAUGUGACUCUUUCGAGACGGGGAGAGCAAGUCCUCGGCACCCUGCAUCUCACACCUCACCACCUCAUAUUUUCGCAUACCCCGCCAGCUACAGCGGCAACCGCAGAUCAGCCGCAGGGAGAUAGUGUGGUCCCGAAACCAAAAGAGCUCUGGAUCACAUACCCGAUCAUUUCCUUUUGCACCUACAGACCAGCAGCCGCAUCUUCAAGACAACCAUCUUCGAUACGGCUCCGAUGUCGUGAUUUCACAUUCGUCUGUUUCUACUUCCCCAAUGAGUCUAGAGCAAGAGAUGCAUAUGAAAGCAUAAAGUCAUGGACUUGCAGGCUUGGUCGAAUCGAGAAACUUUAUGCGUUCACCUAUCAGCCCCCACCUCCGGAACGGGGCCUGAACGGAUGGAAUCUAUAUGAUCCACGGGAAGAAUGGUUGCGAUUGGGUGUUGGAAAGCCAGACACAAACUGUGGCUGGAGGAUAUCUACUAUUAAUCAAGAUUAUUCGUUCUCGCCCACCUAUCCCGCCCUUCUUCCAGUCCCUUCGACAAUGUCUGAUAAUACGCUCAACUAUGCUGGAAGAUAUAGAUCUAGAGCUCGAAUACCUGUUCUUACCUAUCUCCAUCCCGUCAACAACUGUUCCAUUACAAGAUCUUCGCAACCGCUGGUAGGUGUUCGUGGGAAGAGAAGCAUACAAGACGAAAAGCUUUUAGCGGCUAUUUUUUCGACAUCUCGCCCGGAGAGGCCUCUUGCGAACUAUACGCCUCCGUCAUCCUUGGAGGCUGAAUCAUUAAACUCCAGCCAGGAAGAACAACCUAAAGCUCCAGCUGAUUUUGAAUUAUCCAACGCUGAACAACUUGAAGACGAAGUGAUUUCUGCGGCAAGGGAGGAAGGUACUGCAAACCAGCCCCAGAUUUAUGGCGCGCAGCAGCACAAUCUUAUCGUUGAUGCUCGUCCAACUGUGAACGCAUUUGCGAUGCAGGCUGUCGGCCUAGGGUCCGAAAAUAUGGAUAACUACAAGUUCGCUACCAAGGCUUACCUAGGGAUUGAUAAUAUUCAUGUUAUGAGGGAUUCUCUAAACCGUGUUAUUGAUUCGCUCAAGGAAUCUGAUGUGACACCACUCGGGCCAAACCGAGAUCAGCUUGCGAGAAGCGGUUGGCUGAAACAUAUCACUGGAAUACUUGACGGAGCGGCUUUAAUUGCGCGGCAAGUGGGCUUGCAGCACUCUCAUGUGCUCAUUCACUGCUCGGAUGGAUGGGAUAGAACUGCCCAGUUGAGCGCGUUGAGCCAGUUAUGUCUCGACCCAUAUUAUAGAACGAUGGAAGGAUUCAUGGUCCUGGUUGAAAAAGAUUGGCUUUCUUUUGGUCACAUGUUUCGUCAUAGAUCUGGAUUUUUAAAUAGCGAGAAAUGGUUCCAAAUCGAGAAUGACCGAUUGGGGGGAGAUGCUAACCGUACUGGCUUUGGAGAUGCCGGCGGCGCUGGAAAAGCACUAGAAAAUGCUCUCCUCAGUGCCAAGGGCUUUUUCAACAGGGAUAACGCGAGCCGGGAUUCAUUGGGCGAAUCUGACGGGGAAACUAACGCGCUGGACUUGGAUAAUUCUAAAAAGCCUGCCUCGCGGAUAUCCACACCCGCGAACGGCGUUGAGGUGACGAAAAUCAAGGAAACUAGCCCUGUUUUUCACCAGUUCCUUGAUGCGACAUAUCAACUGCUAUACCAGCACCCCACACGUUUUGAGUUCAACGAACGCUUCCUUCGACGACUCCUAUAUCAUCUCUACUCAUGCCAAUACGGGACCUUCCUCUUCAACAGCGAAAAGGAACGAAUAGAUUCAAAAGCCAAGGAAAAGACAAGAAGCGUGUGGGACUAUUUCCUCGCCCGGCGAGAACAGUUCACGAACCCGCGAUACGAUCCUGUCAUAGAUGAUAAUAAGAGGGGCCGGGAACGGCUUCUUUUCCCUCGGCCCGGCGAGGUGAGGUGGUGGAGUGAGGCCUUUGGCCGUAGUGAUGCAGAUAUGAAUACCCCACGCAGCGGUGUAUCUCUAGAUAAAGAUUACCCUUCUGGCUCGAGGACACCGGUGCUCACUGGAGUUGAGACUGCUGAACGAUCUUUCGGCAGCUCUACAUUCGCGCAACCUACACCCAGCAAUACCACCAGUAUGCCGUCCGGGGGGAUGGCAGCCCUUGCUGCCGGACUGGUGGGCCUAGGCUUACCCACUGGCCGGGAGAGCAGCCAGGGAAAACGAUCAGAGGCGGCAGGCAAUAAGGAGAUGGAAGUAGAGAUGCAGUAAAUGGGGUAGCAUUCAUAUUAUAUUUCUAGUCUUUUUCUCCUUUUCUUUCGUUUCUAUGCUGCUGGGAGAUAUGGAUGGCGGCGUUGAAUAUAUACAUCCGUAUCAUGCGAGGUUAGUUUCUCUUGGGUUUGCAUUGGAACAUGAGACGACUGAUGGAACAACGUUUCAUUUAUUUAUUUUUAUUUCUCAGUAUUAAGAAUCAACAGGCAUAUGUAUAUAUGUCUCUUCUCUUUCUCUUUGAGGCAUUGAGACCGCAUCGUUCCAUCACAGCAUAAUUGGCAAGUUGGUCAUGUGUUUAGCAUCUCUCUUUAGCAACUCGCAACACAGAGUAAUUUGAACAAAUUUUUAGUUUCAAUGUCUAAUG
This is a messenger RNA of Blastomyces gilchristii SLH14081, 3003 nucleotides long. Its product is annotated as protein phosphatase. The record is from RefSeq and is a predicted model, not a curated record. Gene Ontology annotation, molecular function: phosphatase activity. Gene Ontology annotation, biological process: dephosphorylation. NCBI's taxonomy places the organism in Eukaryota, Fungi, Ascomycota, Eurotiomycetes, Onygenales, Ajellomycetaceae. The coding region runs from base 336 to 2639 and encodes 767 amino acids. The transcript has 3 exons.